Molecule: messenger RNA, 4354 nt
Organism: Macrosteles quadrilineatus (aster leafhopper)
Lineage: Eukaryota; Metazoa; Arthropoda; Insecta; Hemiptera; Cicadellidae
Gene: Clbn
Product: ribosome quality control complex subunit NEMF homolog
Exons: 17
Coding region: 110-3043 (977 amino acids)
Biological process (GO): rescue of stalled cytosolic ribosome; ribosome-associated ubiquitin-dependent protein catabolic process
Cellular component (GO): RQC complex
Molecular function (GO): ribosomal large subunit binding; tRNA binding
Source: RefSeq, a predicted model, not a curated record
UGUGUGUAGUGGUAGUGUCGUACUGUGUACCUUGCAAGAAAUUGUAAAACUUACUACUGGGUAAAUUGAAAAUAUACUUUUGACGCAAUUGUGACAGUUUCCUGCCAAGAUGAAGAGUAAAUUUAGUACUUAUGACAUUGUAUGUCUCAUCACUGAACUGCAAAGGCUUGUUGGGAUGAGAGUACAACAAGUAUAUGAUAUUGAUCACAAAACAUACCUGAUAAAACUUCAAAGAACUGAAGAAAAGGCUAUGCUACUGAUUGAGUCUGGGUGCCGAAUACACACAACAGCCUUUGAAUGGCCAAAGAAUAUGGCUCCAUCAGGUUUUAGCAUGAAGAUGAGGAAACAUCUACGGAACAAACGCUUGGAGGUUCUCAAACAGAUGGGAAUGGAUCGUAUAAUAGACUUGCAGUUUGGAAGUGGAGAGGCAGCUUACCAUGUUAUUUUAGAGCUUUAUGAUCGUGGAAAUAUUGUACUUACAGAUUACGAGUUAACUAUUCUCAAUGUCCUAAGACCUCACACGGAGGGUGACAAGAUAAGGUUUGCAGUGAGAGAGAAGUACCCCACUGACAGGGUUCACCAAAGAGUCCCCCCACCUACAAUUGAACAACUGAAGGAGAUAUUCAGCAAAGCUAAGAAUGGGGAAUCUUUAAAAAAAAUAUUAAAUCCUCACUUAGAAUACGGUCCAGCUGUAAUUGACCACAUGCUGCUGAAGGUAGGGCUGCCCCCAGGGGUGAAGUUGGGCAAAGGAUUUGACCUGAGUCAGCUGCACAAGAUAUGUGAGGCCCUGCAAGAAGCUGAAGCCCUCUUGGAUCAAGCUCUUCAGCAACCUUCCAAGGGCUAUGUUGUACAAAAAGCUGAAAAGAGGCUGAACAAGGAUGGUGAAUCUGACGAGCUCAUAACGAAUCAAGAAUUCCAUCCUCAUUUGUUUAUGCAAGUUUCAACCCAACUGUAUAAGGAAUUUGAUUCAUUCGAUUUAGCAGUUGAUGAGUUUUUCUCUCAAAUGGAAGCCCAGAAAAUUGACGUUAAAGCUCUUCAACAGGAAAAAGAAGCUCUGAAGAAGUUAGAGAAUGUGAGGAAGGACCAUCAGGACAGACUGCACGCUCUUCAGCAGAAUCAGGAGGUGGACAAACAGAAGGCGGAAUUGAUCUUGCGCAACCAAGAGUUGGUGGAGAGUUGUCUGCUGGUAGUGAGGACAGCGUUGGCCAACCAGCUGCCUUGGCCUGCGAUAGAUCAGCUAAUUAGCGAGGCCAGGAGUAGAAGCGACCCUGUUGCACAAGCUAUCACCAAACUCAAACUGGAGACCAACCACAUAUCUCUCAGCCUGAGUGAUCCCUUCAGCAGUGAAGAUUCAGACAGUAACGACUCAAGUGAAGAUGAAGAAAAGAUUAGAAAAAUUCCUCCAAUGACUAUUGAUAUUGAUUUAGCCCAAACAUCGUUUGCUAAUGCUAAAAAAUAUUAUGAUAAAAAGCGGUCAGCAGCAAAGAAGCAGCAGAAAACUGUUGAAUCUGCUGGCAAGGCAUUAAAAUCAGCAGAGAAGAAAACUAAACAAACAUUAAAAGAAGUUCAAGCUAUGACCACAAUUACAAAAGCCCGGAAAGUUUUCUGGUUUGAAAAGUUCUUCUGGUUCAUCAGCUCUGAAAAUUACCUGGUAAUAGGAGGGAGGGACCAGAUCCAGAAUGAACUGAUAGUGAAGCGCUAUCUGCGAGGCAGUGAUGUUUACGUCCACGCUGAUCUACACGGUGCCAGUAGUGUAGUGGUCAAGAACCCCUCACCCAGCCCUGUUCCUCCCAAGACACUGAAUGAGGCUGGGGUCAUGGCUAUCUGCUACAGUGCUGCCUGGGAUGCCAAGGUUACCACAAGUGCUUGGUGGGUGCAUGCUGACCAAGUGUCAAAAACUGCCCCUACUGGAGAAUACCUGACCACUGGAAGUUUUAUGAUAAGAGGCAAGAAGAACUACUUGCCACCCUGCCACCUCAUAAUGGGGUUUGCCUUCAUGUUCAAACUGGAAGAGAGCAGCAUAGAAAGACACAAGGACGAGCGCAGAGUAAGGACAGUGGAAGACGACAAUAUCCUUGAGGAAACUGUAAACAACUCUGAAGACGUAGAAGUGGAGCUCAGCGACGAUGAACCAGGAGAAAAGGAUGGCUCAUUAUUAGAAGAUGUUAAGGAAGAAGAAGAAGAUAAUGAUGAUGAUGAAGAACCUCACUUUCCUGACACCCAAAUUAGAGUUGAUCAUACAAGUGAGAACAAGGUCAGUGUAACAGCAGCAAUGGGAAGUCUGGAUCUCACUCCCAAGGCAGAAUCUGAACAGACUGUCGUGUAUCUCGGUGAUGAUCAACCAGUGGUCAUCACACCAGCUGCUUCCAGACAAAAGCAGCAAAAACCCCAAAAACAAUCAAAAGAUACAAAACAGGAGGAAAAAGAAGAAAAGGAAGAAAAAGAAAAGCAAAAUACAUCUCAGGUUAAGAGAGGGCAGAAAGGAAAACUAAAGAAAAUCAAAGAAAAAUAUAAAGAUCAAGAUGAAGAAGAGAGGAAACUUAGAAUGCUAAUUUUACAAAGUGCUGGCAGUGGAAAAGUAAAAGAAACUAAAAAAACCAAGAAAAAUGCACCAAAACCACCUCCUGUAGUGAAGAAGCCUGUUCCAAAGCCGUCCACCAAGCCCACUAGCACAGUUGGUGACAAGGACGGGGCGGGGGACAGCGGUGGGGAGGAAGAAGAGGGAGAGACUGUGACAGCUGAUGUGGACAUGCUGGUCUCCCUCACAGGACAGCCAGUAGCAGACGACGAAUUACUGUUUGCUGUACCUGUAGUGGCACCUUACAACACAGUGAUCAACUACAAAUACAAAGUGAAACUGACUCCGGGCACUGGUAAGAGAGGCAAGGCGGCAAAAACUGCUCUCAAUAUGUUUCUCAAAGACCGUAGUGCGACUAACCAUGAAAGGGACUUAAUGCGUAGUGUGAAAGAUCAAAAUAUGGCAAGGAACUUGCCAGGAAAAGUAAAGGUAUCCGCUCCUCAGCUACAGAAACUAAAGAAGUAAUAAAUAAUGUAUCAGUUAAUCAUUAUUUUUGUUAGUAUUUUUUGUUUGUUUUAUUUAUUGUUAGUCACUAUACUCUGUUAUUAUAUUCUAAACAUUUUGGGUUGAUGUAUUUAUAUUCAGAUUAAUUUAAUUUACUUAACCUUUUCAGUUGAUUUGUUUUGGCUUUGCAAAACCUAUUUUUCUCUUUAUAAAACAAACAUACAGGGUGAAUAAAAAGUCAAGAACCCCCUCUCUAAUAUUUUUCUAAGUAAAUAUACAGAGAUAUCCUUUUGGUGGUCGUGCAAUCUUAGCAGGAAGUUUCAUUUUAUGAUUUUUAAAUUUUUAAAUGUCCCCCAAAAAAUCGCGCAUAAAUGGUAAUAUUGGUUCGUAAUUGUAAUAUUAGCUGCAAUUUUGGACAGAGGAAAUAUAGCGAACUCUAGUUUUCACCAUUCUUUAAGUUUUUGUAAACACUUCAAAAUUAGGUGUCACUUGAAGGGGGUUUACAUUUAAAAUUUUUGAGUUGCCCCCAAAAUCCCCCUUUUUGGGGGACACUCAACAAUUUUAAAAUCAUAAAUGAAUCUUCCUACUAAGGUUGCAUGACCACCAAAGGAUAACUCUGUAAUAUUUAUGUUAGAGAAAAUUAGAGGGAGGGAAACUACUUUUUAUUACACUAGAAAAUUAAUGUAACAGUAACGUCAUUAAACUUUUGACGGGCUACCAUUUUGGAUAGAGAAGAGAUAGCGAACUCUGGUUUUCACCAUUCUUUAAGUAUAUGUUAACACUUCAAAAUGAGGUGUCACUUGAAUAGGGUAACAUUUACAAAUUUUGAGUUGCCCCCAAAAUCCCCCCUUUUUAGGGGACACUCAAAAAUUUCAAAAUCAUAAAAUAAAACUUCCUGCUAAGAUAGCAAGACUACUAAAAGGAUAUUUCUGUAUAUUUACUUAGAAAAAUAUUAGAGGGGGGUCUUGACUUUUUAUUCACCCUGUAUAUACAGUCGGAAAUGUUGUAUCAAAUAGUUUAUAGGCCUAAGUAUGGACAUUUUCAUGAAUAGAUGCUAGAAGCUAUUUGGCACUUAACCAGUCUAUAGCCCAAAGAUGGGGCAGCCAUCAAAUAUGGCUAACGAGAUACCAUACAUGCCAUGUAUGAUUGCUUGCCAACUUAUUACAAAUACAGAGUCUAUCUUUUUCUUUGUUAAAAUAUUUUAUUUGAUCUUAGAUUUACAAUUAUUGCAGUAUUGGAAAGAAGUUGUCUUGUUGAAUUUGUACUCUGUAACUUAAAAUGUAUAUAUAGAUCAAACAAAUUAUAUUGAAUAAACUAUACAUUGUUUUAUAA